AUGCAGCGACAGAUAAUGCCUCCCCCUGGCUGGGGACAGUUGCCACCUGCCCCUGGCUUGGGCCAGAUACCACCUCCCCCUGGGUCGAGUCAGAUACCACCUCCCCCUGGUUGGGGACAGGGUUGGGGUUGGUGGGGAGGUGGAGGCAGGGGUGGGGGUGGGGAGGAGGGAGAGGAGGGGGGGGAGGGGGGGGAGGGAGUCAGGGGGGCGAGAAAGAGACAGAGGAGAGUCAGUUUUUGGGAUGGGGGCAUUGCGAGGGGAGGUGGAGGGGUGUGGGGGGAGGGUGGAGGGCCGGCAGUGGAUGGGGGGAUGGGGAGCGGUGGGAGGAGGAUGGACGGGCGGAUGGGUGGACGAGUGCUGAAGGGGGAGGAAGAAGUGGAGAAGGUGAGGUGUGGCGAGAGGGGCGUGCAAGGAAAGGCUGACUGUGGACUGCCCAGUGCGCAUCUCCGUGACCCGCACGCACUGCAUGGUUACCCUUCCCACUGCAUGGUUAUCCUUCCCACUGCAUGGUUACCCUUCUCACUGCAUGGUUAUCCUUCCCACUGCAUGGUUAUCCUUCCCACUGCAUGGUUAUCCUUCCCACUGCAUGGUUAUCCUUCCCACUGCAUGGUUAUCCUUCCCACUGCAUGGUUACCCUUCUCACUGCAUGGUUACCCUUCCCACUGCAUGGUUAUCCUUCCCACUGCAUGGUUAUCCUUCCCACUGCGCCUUGCCACUCUCUUCAUACCUUCCUCUCUCCGCCCUCCCAUGCAGGACCCGCGUCUCCUGCGCUCUCGCCUGACAGUGGACUGGCUUGUGCGCAUCGCUGAAACUCGCGGGCACCGCAUGGCUGGCCUCUGUGCCCCUUCCCUCUCUCCUUUCCCACCUUUGCUUGCCCUCUCUUCUUGUCCCCUCUCUGCCUUCCCCUCCAGGACCCUCGCCUCCUGCGCUCUCGCCACACGGUUGACUGGCUUUUGUGUAUGGCCAAGACUUGCAGGCAGACCCGCGUCUGCUGCGCUCUCGCCUCACGGUGGACUGGCUCGUGCGCAUCGCCGACACCCGCACGCACUGCAUGGCGUCUGCCCCGCUGCACUCCCUCCGUAUGCCCUCAACUCAACGCAUGCCCUCAAGUCAAAGUAUGCCCUCAACUCAAAGUAUGCCCUCAACUCAAAGCAUGCCUUCAACUCAAAGUAUGCCCUCAACUCAAAGUAUGCCCUCAACUCAAAGUAUGCCCUCAACUCAAUGCAUGCCCUCAACUCAAAGCAUGCCCUCAACUCAACGCAUGCCCUCAACUCAACGCAUGCCCUCAACUCAACGCAUGCCCUCAACUCAAAGUAUGCCCUCAACUCAACGCAUGCCCUCAAGUCAAAGUAUGCCCUCAACUCAAAGUAUGCCCUCAACUCAAAGCAUGCCUUCAACUCAAAGUAUGCCCUCAACUCAAAGUAUGCCCUCAACUCAAAGUAUGCCCUCAACUCAAAGCAUGCCCUCAACUCAAAGCAUGCCCUCAACUCAACGCAUGCCCUCAACUCAACGCAUGCCCUCAACUCAACGCAUGCCCUCAACUCAAAGUAUGCCCUCAACUCAACGCAUGCCCUCAAGUCAAAGUAUGCCUUCAACUCAAAGUAUGCCCUCAACUCAAAGCAUGCCUUCAACUCAAAGUAUGCCCUCAACUCAAAGUAUGCCCUCAACUCAAAGCAUGCCCUCAACUCAAAGCAUGCCCUCAACUCAAAGCAUGCCCUCAACUCAAAGCAUGCCCUCAACUCAAAGCAUGCCCUCAACUCAAAGCAUGCCCUCAACUCAAAGCAUGCCCUCAACUCAAAGCAUGCCCUCAACUCAACGCAUGCCCUCAACUCAACGCAUGCCCUCAACUCAACGCAUGCCCUCAACUCAACGCAUGCCCUCAACUCAAAGUAUGCCCUCAACUCAACGCAUGCCCUCAAGUCAAAGUAUGCCCUCAACUCAAAGUAUGCCCUCAACUCAAAGCAUGCCUUCAACUCAAAGCAUGCCUUCAACUCAAAGUAUGCCCUCAACUCAAAGUAUGCCCUCAACUCAAAGUAUGCCCUCAACUCAAAGCAUGCCCUCAACUCAAAGCAUGCCCUCAACUCAACGCAUGCCCUCAACUCAACGCAUGCCCUCAACUCAAAGCAUGCCCUCAACUCAAAGUAUGCCCUCAAGUCAAAGUAUGCCCUCAACUCAAAGUAUGCCCUCAACUCAAAGUAUGCCCUCAACUCAAAGCAUGCCUUCAACUCAAAGUAUGCCCUCAACUCAAAGUAUGCCCUCAACUCAAAGUAUGCCCUCAACUCAAAGCAUGCCCUCAACUCAACGCAUGCCCUCAACUCAACGCAUGCCCUCAACUCAACGCAUGCCCUCAACUCAACGCAUGCCCUCAACUCAAAGUAUUCCCUCAACUCAAAGCAUGCCCUCAACUCAAAGUAUGCCCUCAACUCAAAGUAUGCCUUCAACUCAAAGUAUGCCUUCAACUCAAAGUAUGCCCUCAACUCAAAGCAUGCCCUCAACUCAAAGCAUGCCCUCAACUCAAAGCAUGCCCUCAACUCAAAGCAUGCCCUCAACUCAAACAUGCCCUCAACUCAAGCAUGCCCUCAACUCAAGCAUGCCCUCAACUCAACGCAUGCCCUCAACUCAACGCAUGCCCUCAACUCAACGCAUGCCCUCAACUCAACGCAUGCCCUCAACUCAACGCAUGCCCUCAACUCAACGCAUGCCCUCAACUCAAAGCAUGCCCUCAACUCAAAGUAUGCCCUCAACUCAAAGUAUGCCCUCAACUCAAAGUAUGCCCUCAACUCAAAGUAUGCCCUCAACUCAAAGUAUGCCCUCAACUCAAAGUAUGCCCUCAACUCAAAGUAUGCCCUCAACUCAAAGUAUGCCCUCAACUCAAAGUAUGCCCUCAACUCAAAGUAUGCCCUCAACUCAAAGUAUGCCCUCAACUCAAAGUAUGCCCUCAACUCAAAGUAUGCCCUCAACUCAAAGUAUGCCCUCAACUCAAAGUAUGCCCUCAACUCAAACGACCUGCAGGAGGGUGAGGAAGAUGAAGGGGAAAGAGGCAGCAGCGGCCAAGGGAGUGGCAGCAGCUGGGAGGAUGAAGACGAGGAGGAGCAGGAGGAGGAAAAGGAGGAUGAGGGUUGGGAGGAUAACGAGGAGAGAAGGGAAGGAGGAAGGAGGAGAGGGGGGAGAGGAGGCAGAGGUCGGGGAGUGGAGGGGAGAUGUACACGUGGAACCAGAGGGGGAAGAGGGGGGAGAGGGGGGAGAUGGGGGGGCAGGGGGAGAGGGCGAGGCGGAGGGAGGGGAGGGGCGAAGCGGCCGUUAGAGGCUCUUGCGCGGGCCAACCUUCCCAAUCUCAUUUUUGCUAAAAUACCGGGAGCCUUUUCCUUCACUCCAGGGCCUUCCAGAGCGCUUCAGGCACAGCAGGAUGUGGUGCUGCGAGUUGAGGUGCUACAGCAAGAGAAGCGGCAACUCAAAGGGCAGGAGUUCCUGGUGCUGGGAAGCCAGCCGCUCACUGCCCUAAGGGAUCGCAUCUACUGCCUGCAGGACCGGAUCGCGAGGGAGCACGGCAAGUCGGUGCCGUCUGGGUGCUUCUGUGUUGAGGACGUUUUCUAUGACGACAUGCGGCAGCCCGGUGCAGUGCGGUACAGCGCGGUGAUCGUCAAGUGGAACAGGGAGAAGCGGGCGGCAUGGUCGAUGCUGGACGAGAGGGAGCGCCGCCGCAACACCCCCCUCGCCCGCCUGCCGCUGCCCGCCCCCGUGCGCGCCAUGGCCAUGGGCGCCUUGGGCGGCAUGGGUGGCAUGGGAUCAGUGGGAUCGUUGGGAACAAGCCUCACGUUUCAGGAGCAUUCCGAGCAGCAAGAGCAGACUGGCCAACAGCACAGUUGUUUUCAGCAACAGCAUUUCCAGCAGCAGAGGGUGCGGUUGAGUCUAGGGGACGCCCCUCCCCCACAGUAUUCAGCUGCGAGAAUGGAGACGACACGGUUCAGAGACCUGACAGUGCGGCCAGGGGCGCUCUAUGUGUACAUGCACCAGGGUGCAUGCAAGCAUGCCUUUCGCAUCACAGACAUUCGCCUGCUACACCCUCUCGAUCAUCUAAACGCGUCCGAUUACCCCCUUCUCUCACACGAGCCCCACUGCUACCUGCGCCGCUGCAGCGUGUGCGAUGUGAAUGCAAGCACACGAGUGCGGAAGGACGUCGCGAAAGAUCCGCUGUUGCUGCGAGUGGCUCGAGGCGAAGAAGCGGAGCGUACGCCAGUCUGGUUGCUCCGCCAGUCAGGCCGUUACCUGGAAGACUUCAGAAGGCUCUCAGAAGGUUAUUCAUUCAGGGAUCGUCUCGAGAACCCCGAGCUGGUAACCGAGCUGUCGCUGCUGCCGUGGCGAAAGUUCGCGACGGACGCGGUGGUGCUGUUUUCGGACGUGCUGGCCGUGCUGCCGGGCGUGGGUCUCGAGUUCGACAUGGUGCGGGGGAGGGGCGCUGUCGUCGCCACGCCCGUGCGAUCGCGCGAGGACCUCAUGCGUUUAAGGCCUUUGGACGACCCGGACUCGCAGCUGCCGUACCUCCGCCCCGUGCUCAACGCUCUCAGGCGCGAAACCGCCGCUGCCGCCGCCGCCGCCGCCGCCGCCGCCGCCACCGCCACCAGCAACAGCAGGGACAGUAGCGGAUGCGACAGUAUCGGGGACAGGGACGGCGGGGCGGCGGUGAUGGGGUUCGUGGGAGCGCCGUGGAGCGUGGUGGCGCACGCAGUGGAGGGGCAAGCGGACCAGAACCUGUUCCUCACGAAGCUGAUGAUGAUGCACGACCCCGAGUUGCUGCACGACAUUCUCGCCUUCUUCGAGGAUGCCCUUUUCGCCCUCGCCGUCCACCAGAUUGACUGCGGCGCGCAGAUCAUCCAAGUGUUCGACUCGUGGGCGCACCACCUCUCCCCACAGCAAUUCGCCGCCUUCUCCCUGCCCUACACCAACCGCCUCGUCUCGCGCAUCCAAUCCGCCCGUCCGCACGCUCCCGUCCUCCUGCAAACCAUUGGCAGCACGGGCAAACUCCACCUCAUCGCCGAAAACUGCCCCGCAAACAUAGUCGGGCUGGACUGGGGGUGCGAUAUGAGUGAGGCGCGGAGGCUGUUUGGGGAAGGCGUGGUGCUGCAGGGGAAUGUGGACCCAAUGGCAUUGCUGGGACCUAGGGAAUAUCUGAGGGAGGCUGUAGCGGAGUGUAUCAAGCAGGGCGGAGGGUCGCGCCACGUGCUGAAUAUCGGCCAUGGGGUUGUGCAGGAUACUCCCGAGGAAGCGGUGGCGCUGUUUUGCCAGCUGGCGAGAGAAGAGAGUGCGAGGUUCCGGGCUGGGAGUGCAGCUUCCGAGCCUGUGGGCCGCGCCCAACCCAGCGAGGCGUUUGUCCAGAGCGCAGGGAAAGACACUGACAGAACAGGUCGUGCCCAUACCAGUCAGGCUGCUUCGAAUGAUGCCAUUGCUGCUAUUCAUGCGACCUGGGGUGUGGGGGACACGGUGCCUAAAGGUGUGGCUGCUGCUGCAGCCUUCCCGUCGCUCUCAUCAGCACUGCUCGCCUCGGCCCGCCACUCGCUAUCGUCGCUGUCAAGUCCGUCUAGGAGGCGCCGCUAUACCAGUGGCUGUUGA
Closterium sp. Yama58-4 is the source of this 5607-nucleotide messenger RNA. The record is from the annotation of a GenBank genome assembly. NCBI's taxonomy places the organism in Eukaryota, Viridiplantae, Streptophyta, Zygnematophyceae, Desmidiales, Closteriaceae.